Pygocentrus nattereri (red-bellied piranha) is the source of this 1468-nucleotide messenger RNA. It is a transcript of the gene mrpl45, whose product is annotated as mitochondrial ribosomal protein L45. NCBI's taxonomy places the organism in Eukaryota, Metazoa, Chordata, Actinopteri, Characiformes, Serrasalmidae. The transcript has 8 exons. The coding region runs from base 443 to 1390 and encodes 315 amino acids. Gene Ontology annotation, cellular component: mitochondrion. The record is from RefSeq and is a predicted model, not a curated record.
GCCCCUUUGACUCGAGUAGGCACACACGGUCUUGGUUUACCUUAUAUAUGCUGUUUGUAGAGAGGGAGCAAACUGCUAAAUAAAGGAAAGAUUUGCUUUUAGUUCCAGUGAAGCUGAGGCUAAAGCGGUGUCUAUUUUAACAGCGGUGAACGCUUACAACCGCCUUAAAAUCAAAAAUAGCAGAUAUAUCGACCAGAUUUAAGGCUGUUUCAGUAUUUUAAGACAUGUUUGCAGUGUAAACGGGUGUGUAACCUGGGAGCCCAGAGUCUCAACUCUUUUAAAAAUGUGUAUUCAGUAGGCUCCAUUUCUAUCUCUUGCGGAGAGCCCCAGAUUCACUGAAUCCGCCGCCGAGUCCAGCGCGCUAGGCUUCCUUAUUCACCACGGUGGCGCUAUUGAGGCUUCCACGUAUCUGGUAACAUCAGAGAAGAAGUUGAGGACGAACAUGGCGACGUCCGUCUGUAGGACGUUAAAAUUCCUUAAUCAGACGACAUGCAGCGGGUUAAAGGCUGUCGCACCCUUGCUGGAUGUGCAGUUCCCUCAGUCUGUGGUGAUUCCUAUCCGGACAAAGAAGCGCUACUUCAUCCCGCCCGCAGUGGGCCUUAAGGAGAAGAGCCAUGCAGAGCAGGAGGCAAAGGCACGGGCUGCAGGUGUGGUCAUCAGGCAGGAGUACAUGGAGAGAGCCAUCAACGUUGCCUGCACAGCCGGAAUUGUUGAUCCAUACGUCCCUCCUGAGGGCGAUGCUCGGCUUUCCACUUUGUCCAAAGAGGGCCUGAAACAGCGCACAGAGCAGCUGCGACAGAGUGCUGCCUCACAGCUAGCGAUACGUAAAAUAAAGGAUCACGAUUCAGAAUUUUCCUCUAAGGAGUUUGCUGUGCGAGCUCAGGAAAUCUUUAUUGAGGCUCAUUUGGCCCUGACCCAGUUUAACAAAGAGAAACUCCAUUCUUUGGUCACAGAAAGGUGUUAUCCUGAAAUGGUUCGAGGUAACCGGUAUAAAACACUGCGCUGGCGCUUUAUUGAGUCAUUGGAGCCGCCACGGGUGGUCCAUGCCCGAUGCCCUGACAUGGUCAGCAAGGGCAAUCUGUAUGGUCAAGUGACAGUCCGCAUGCACUCCAAGCAGACACUGGCAAUCUAUGACCGAUUUGGACGGUUGAUGCUGGGAAAUGAGGAGGAACCCAGAGACGUUUUGGAGUACCUGGUAAUGGAGAGGCACCUGGUCAACCCUUAUGGCUGCUGGAGGCUACAUGGCAAGAUUGUGCCUGCCUGGGCUCCACCUAAAGACCCCAUCAUUAAGACUGUUAUGAUUGCAGGACCAAAGCUUAAGCCAGAUGAGGAGUUUGAUAGUCUCAAUUAUGAAGUACCCAAGCCCAAGGCGGUGCAGUGGCAAAAGUAAUCCAGAGGGUGGCGCAUCCGUCCCCUAUGUACAGGCUCACUAUUGACUUGAAAUAAACUAUUUCCAGUAAAUAUCAAA